This is a messenger RNA of Ochlerotatus camptorhynchus, 1438 nucleotides long. RefSeq names its product OXA1L mitochondrial inner membrane protein (gene OXA1L). The record is from RefSeq and is a predicted model, not a curated record. Gene Ontology annotation, molecular function: membrane insertase activity. Gene Ontology annotation, cellular component: mitochondrial inner membrane. NCBI's taxonomy places the organism in Eukaryota, Metazoa, Arthropoda, Insecta, Diptera, Culicidae. Gene Ontology annotation, biological process: protein insertion into mitochondrial inner membrane from matrix. The coding region runs from base 107 to 1375 and encodes 422 amino acids. The transcript is spliced from 3 exons.
GAUUGUUUUGGUUGCGUGAUUUGUGCUGGAGAGGGUCUUGAGAAUUUUGCGGAAAACCUGAAAUUUCCUCCAUAAACCUUUACAAAAAGUAGUCAAGUCAGUUAAAAUGUUAUCUCUAGCUGGUAAACUGCUAGCCAGACAUGCCAUCAACGGGAGAACCUAUCUGAUUCAGGAACUCGCCGUGGCUACCGCUGGAAGCAACCGGAGUUAUCACAUCGCUUGUGGAAAUCUAAAUGACCGUCAGAUCGGCAGUACUGUGAAACUAAAGAACAGAUUCAUCAAUCCCAUCACAGCAUCGGUUCUGGUGCGAAACAUCAGCACAGACGAUGCCGGCAAGAGCCUGCUGGACACAAUCCCGGAGCCACCACCAAUUCCAGCUGCACCAGAAAUCAGUGACAUAGUGGCCAAUGUUGCUGCGAAUGGUGAACCAACGUUUGCAUCGCUUGGUCUGGGCGGUUGGACCCCGGUGGGUAUCGUUCAGAACUGUAUGGAAUUCCUUCACGUCAGCUGCGAUAUACCCUGGUGGGGUGUCAUCGCCAUUGGCACGAUUUGCGUGAGAACGCUUUUGUUCCCGCUGGUAAUUGCCAGUCAACGGAAUGCAGCUAAAAUGAACAACCACAUGCCACAGAUGCAGGUGCUUCAAAUGAAGAUGACCGAGGCUCGCCAGGCUGGGAACUCUAUAGAUUCUGCCCGGUACGCCCAGGAGAUGGUCGCUUUCAUGAAGGAAAAGAAUUUAAACCCGUUGAAGAACAUGCUGGUCCCGUUGGCACAGGCUCCGAUCUUCAUUUCGUUCUUCAUGGGACUGAGACAGAUGGCCAAUACGCCGGUGGAUUCGAUGCGCGAGGGAGGACUGUUUUGGUUCACGGAUCUGACGGUUUGCGAUCCUUUUUAUGCCCUGCCAGUGAUCACCAGCAUCACCAUGUUUCUAACGAUCGAGCUGGGAACGGACAGUGCACGAAUGUCGGCCCAGAACAUGCAGAUGGUCCGGUACGUGCUGAGAGCAAUGCCGCUGUUUGUGUUUCCCUUCACUAUCAACUUCCCCGGUGCGAUCCUGUGCUACUGGGCGUGCAGUAACUUUUUCUCGCUAAUGCAGGUUGGCUUCUUGAGGAUUCCAAAGGUGCGAGACUACUUUAAAAUCGACCGAUUGGUGACGCACAAACCGGAAACGUUACCAAUUAAGAAGAAGAAAUUCGCCGAAGGAAUGAAGGACUCUUGGACCAACAUGAAAAUUACCCGCGAACUGGAGGAACGUGCACGGAUCGAUGAAAUAACCUUCCAAAAAGCAGGUAAAGGACCUCUGGUAAAGACUUACAAAUACGAUCCAACGGCACCCCAACCCAGCAGUAGCAGUGCCAUCAGUGCUAAGAAACGGUAGACGGUUAUCAGUCGAAGGGAAUGUUGUGUAACUUGUAUUAAAGUAUAAAAAACAGGCUAAAGA